Stegodyphus dumicola is the source of this 2395-nucleotide messenger RNA. Its product is annotated as 5' exonuclease Apollo-like. Lineage: Eukaryota; Metazoa; Arthropoda; Arachnida; Araneae; Eresidae. Gene Ontology annotation, biological process: interstrand cross-link repair; double-strand break repair via nonhomologous end joining; telomere maintenance. Gene Ontology annotation, molecular function: damaged DNA binding; 5'-3' DNA exonuclease activity. The record is from RefSeq and is a predicted model, not a curated record.
CGCAAUUGAAACCUUUCUAGGUCCCUAGAAAAAAUUGAAAUAAUAAUUUCUCUGGCAACAUGGAUUAGGAGGGAAGUUGAAAUAUUUACUACUAGGUAUUUGUUUUAUGGGUAUUUUAUAGACUUUGAGAAAUGGGUGGGAACGGUCAUGUGAUCCCAAGUACUCCCAUUGCUAUUGAUAUGUGGAAUACGAAACAGCAUCCUCAAGCUCGGAUAUUUUUUUUAUCACAUUUUCAUGGAGAUCACAUUGUGGGUCUGACCAGUUCAUGGCAGUAUCCCAUAUAUGCUUCUCCACUGACUUGUAAACUCUUAAUACAUAAAAUUAAAAUUAAACCAUCUUUGGUAAAAAGUUUAGAAAUUGGAGAAGAUCAUCUCAUACCAUUAGACAUAGAUAAUCAGGAAAUGGUGACAAUAACUCUUUUUGAUGCUAACCAUUGCCCUGGCUCAGUCAUGUUUUUAUUUAGUGGAUAUUUUGGUGAUAUUCUCUACACUGGUGACUUUAGGUACAAACCUGAAAUAUUUGGUGCCUUUCAAUUACCUCCAAUUGACGUACUUUAUUUAGAUAAUACAUACUGUUCACCCAAAUGUUUUUUCCCGACAAGAGAAGAUGUCAUUGAAAAAAUUCUUUCACAGGUCCAUGAUUGUCUAGUCAAAAAUGAUCGUAUUUUUCUAGGUUUGGAUAAUUUAGGCAAAGAAGAUUUACUUUUAGCAAUAGCAAAAGAGAGAAAUUGUAAGAUAUGGGUUAAUCCAAAUAGAAAGGAAGUUAUGAGCAUAAUAGGGUUUCCUGAUAUUUUUACAUCUGAUAAAUCAGAAACAAAGAUUUUUGUAGUACCGACUAAUCAGAUAAGCAUAAGAAACAUGGUGGAGUGGAAUAAAGAAAUGAAAACUCAUGCUAUUCUGGCAACAGCAAGGUUUUGUGGCUUUAACUUUAAACCAUUUUCUGCACAAUCUGAUAUUCAUGUUAUACCAUAUUCUAAUCAUUCAUCAUAUCUUGAAUUAAAGAAAUUCAUCAAGGAAGUGAAACCAGCUUCUGUAAUUCCAAUUGUUGGUAAACAUGUAAAGGGUAUUUUUGGAACAGAUAUAUCUGAUAGAGCAGAUAUGAAAGUUUUCCAAGAAUUCCUUCGUGAGUCAACAGCAUCAGAAUGUGUAAUUCCAGCAUCUGUGAAGAGGACUAUGAGUCUUUGUGAACUUAAUAAUAAUGCUUGUAGACCACUGAAAAAACGUAAAAUAGCAAGAAAAAUGACAUGGAGGAGACCUCUUUCUGUAGGCAUCAGGUAUAUUGUGAGUGAGGAUUCAGGAACUGAUUCUGAUCCUGAUGCAAUUCAUAUAGAAGGAGAAAAGACAUUAAUUUCUUGCAAUGAAGGGGUAUCUGAAUUUAGUUCUUCCGAAAUUUCUGAAAAUUAUGAUUCUGAAGAAUCAGAUUCUGAUUGGGAGGUUACACUUGUGACAGGCAAAGGUUCCCAAAAAGUUCCUCUCGUGAAAUGAGAUAGUUUAUUUUAUGUAUCGUGUGUUAUAUUGAAUGUUAUAUAUAACUUAAAACAGAAUUCUAUUUUACAUGAAAUUGAAAUUAUAUUUUAAAAUAUGAGGAUUUAAUAUUACUUGGUUCUUAUUAGUCAUGGUCUAGGAUAACUGAUUUUAAAUUAUUAAAUAUGAUGCUUUAUAUUAAAAUGGUAUCUGUUCUAUCUAGCUGUAGCAUCUCAGAACAAGACUGUUUCAUUGAAAUCAUUGCUUCAUUUCACCAUCAACAAUUCAUAGUUAUAUUUCAGGUACUUUGGCAAAAAGUUAAUUUUCUGCAAUUUAGUAUUAGUAACUUUUAAUCAUUUUAAAAUGAAAUAUUUCCUUUUUUAAACAGUUUUUGUGAUUUGGGUGAAGUUUUUUUAAUAAAAAUAAGUUAUUAAAUUAAAACCAUUAAUCAUUUUAAAAACAAUACACUUUAAUUUUUUACAAGAGAAAACUAGAAAUUUGAUGCAUUUGUUGGAAUUAUUAAAAAUAAUUAAUAUUGUUUUUAUAUACAUAAAAUUUAAUUAAAAAUUUUAUAUUGAACUUUAUGUAUUUAAAAGAUGCCAUUAUAAUUGAUUUGGCUUCAUUUUCUAGAUGUAAUAUACUAAAUUAUUUUUGGAAUGUUUCUUUUAUCUAAUAUUAUAUUUUGAAGGCAGCAAAUACACUUGAGUAGACCUAUAUAUCUUAAAAGAUAGUUAAGAGCAUUAUAACAAAUGGUCAUCAUAAUGAAAAUGAAUAUAAUAUAUAGUUGUAUCAGCUGAAUGUAAUAAAAUUAUACAGGAAAGGUCACUUUAAAGAAUGUCAGCUGUAAUUCUGUAUAUUGAUGAAGCAUUUUUAUGAUAGAUCAAUAGUUACGUUCCAGCUAAUAAAUUUGUUUCUACUGUAUUUUUUCAAAA